Messenger RNA from Staurois parvus, 339 nucleotides. NCBI's taxonomy places the organism in Eukaryota, Metazoa, Chordata, Amphibia, Anura, Ranidae. The record is from the annotation of a GenBank genome assembly.
CGGCGGGCACCGGGGUCAUCAGGCACGACAACGGGCAUCGGGUCACCAGGCAUCAGGUCAUUUGGCUCGCCAGUGGGCACCGCGUCAUCUGGCAAGGCAGUGGGCACCGAGUCACCAGGCACGACAGUGGGUUCCGAGUCAACUGGCAUGACCCGCGGGCACUGGGUCAGACAUUGGAUAGUUUGGCUGGACAGCGGGCAUCGGGUCACCAGGCAUCAGGUCAUCAGGCAUGACAGCGGGCACCAAGUCACCAGGCACGACAGUGGGCUCUGAGUCAAUUGGCACGACAGCGGGCACCGGGUCAUCAGGUACCGGAUUGUCUGGCUCGACAGCAGGCAU